UCCAAAUCCACCCAUCUUUGUUGCCAAAUGCAAGCCACAUGAAGUGUGAUCUUCUUCACCCAUUUGUAAUUUCUACGAAAGAUAUAAUUCCAUUAUUCUCACCUAAGUCACUCAUUUCUACAGUGGUAGUAGAAUGGGUUACCGUCCAGCCUAGACGCUGCCCCGCUAGGCCUUAACCUACCUGGCAUCUGUGGUGCCUUCUGGGUGGAUGAGAAAACCAAGUAAGUAAGAAGGGUCUGUGUUCACCAAAACUCUCUUCCCAGAAGCUGACCUCUGGAAUGGUGCGCCGGACACGGGGGCCGCCAGGAGGCGCGCUGGCCCGGGAGGACCGACAGGGGCAGGCGCGUCUAGGCCGGAGGAACGCCCGCCGCACUCGCUGUCCACGAAGCGCCAGCUGAGGGGCGGGUGCAGCGGGUGCGGCGGAGGCUGCCAGCUACUCAGCUCCUCCGCGUCGCUGCGCUCCCGGAAGCCGGAUUGCCGCGCGAGUCCUGUCAGUGCGAGCAACGCGAGACCGCUUCUCGCCGCUUGCGGAGAGCACCGAGCAACCCGGCCUGUGUGCGGCGGCGACUCCCGGGACCGGACCGGGCAGCGGAGGACAUGGCAGAGACGACCGCUGCUCCGACUUCUGAGUGGGACUCGGAAUGCCUCACAUCUCUGCAGCCUCUUCCUCUUCCUACACCUCCAGCAACAAAUGAGGCACACCUGCAGACCGCAGCCAUCUCCCUGUGGACAGUGGUGGCUGCUGUGCAGGCCAUAGAGAGGAAGGUGGAGGUCCACAGCCGGCGACUCCUCCACCUAGAAGGCAGGACAGGGGCAGCAGAGAAGAAACUAGCCAGCUGUGAAAAGACAGUGACCGAGCUUGGGGACCAGCUGGAGGGCAAGUGGGCCGUGCUGGGGACCCUGCUGCAGGAGUACGGGCUGCUGCAGCGGCGGCUGGAGAACCUGGAGAACUUGUUGAGGAACAGGAACUUCUGGAUCCUGCGGCUGCCCCCAGGUAUUAAAGGAGAUAUUCCAAAGGUGCCUGUGGCAUUUGAUGAUGUCUCCAUCUACUUUUCCACUCCGGAAUGGGAGAAAUUAGAAGAAUGGCAGAAAGAACUUUACAAGAAUAUCAUGAAAGGCAACUACGAGUCCCUCAUCUCCAUGGAUUAUGCCAUGAAUCAACCUGAUGUCUUAUCUCAGAUUCAACCAGAAGAACACAGUACAGAUGACCAACCAAGGCCAGAGGCAAGUGAGAUUCCAGCAGAUGCCAGUGAAGAGCCUGGCCUUUCAACCUCAGAUAUUCUGUCUUGGAUUAAACAAGAAGAAGAGCCUCAGGUUGGAGUCCCCCAGGAGUCCAAAGAGAGUGACCUGUACAAAGGCUCCUAUGCCGACCAAGAACUUGUCAUCAAAGCUGAAGACCUGGCCAGAGCCUCCUUGUGUCCUGAAGUUCCCGUAGCCUUCUCUGCCCCGCCACCACCAGCAGCCAAGGAUGCUUUUGCAGAUGUAGCUUUCAAAAGCCAGCAGUGUACUCCCAUGACACCUUUUGGACGCACAGCCACUGACCUGCCUGAGGCCUCAGAGGGACAAGUGACCUUUACUCAGUUAGGAAGCUACCCACUCCCACCUCCAGUUGGAGAGCAGGUGUUCUCAGGCCACCAUUGUGGCAAGAGUCUCAACCAAGACAUGUUAAUGACACAUCAAUGUAGCCACACUGCUGAGCACCCCUUAACCUGUGCCCAGUGUCCCAAGCACUUUGCCCCACAGGUGGACCUCGGUAGCACCUCUCAGGACCAUGCCAGUGAAACACCACCCACCUGUCCUCACUGCGCCCGGACCUUCACUCACCCCUCACGACUCACGUACCAUCUUCGGGUCCACAACAGCACUGAGCGCCCCUUCCUCUGUCCUGAUUGUCCCAAGCGCUUCGCUGACCAGGCUCGACUCACCAGCCAUCGGCGCGCUCAUGCAAGUGAGAGGCCUUUCCGUUGCCCACAGUGUGGUCGUAGCUUUAGCCUGAAAAUCAGUCUCCUGCUGCACCAGAGGGGACAUGCGCAGGAGCGCCCCUUCUCUUGUCCUCAGUGUGGCAUUGACUUCAAUGGCCAUUCUGCACUGAUUCGUCACCAGAUGAUCCACACAGGCGAACGGCCCUACCCGUGUACAGACUGUAGCAAGAGCUUCAUGCGUAAGGAACACUUGCUAAACCACCGGAGGCUGCACACAGGUGAGAGGCCUUUCCAAUGUCCGCACUGUGGCAAGAGCUUCAUCCGCAAACACCACCUCAUAAAGCAUCAGCGCAUCCACACGGGCGAGCGGCCCUACCCCUGUGCCCUGUGUGGAAGGAGCUUCCGCUACAAGCAGACACUCAAGGACCACCUGCGGACAGGUCACAGUGGAGGCUGUGCAGGUGAUAGGGACCCUUCUGCACAGCCAUCAGACCCACCUGGUCCACUCUUAACUGCCCUGGAAUCCUCUGGUCUAGGUGUUAGCACUGAAGGUCCAGAGUCUAGUCAGUGGUAUGGGGAAGGGGAUGGAGGCGUGGUUUUGUAGAUCUGUGGCCCAUUGGUUAUUUAUGUUCACUGCAGAGCAGAAGGUCCAGGAGAAAGCCUACAAGCUCCACAACCCAUAGUAAUUAUUGUCUGUUACAUAAAGGAAUUUGGGGGUCUACACUCAACUAGAGACAUGCUUGUGCAAGUCCACAACAGUACAAGAAUACCAUAUUUUGAAAACUGGAAGAGAGUCCAGCAUCCAUGUCUUUUCAUAUACCACAAAUGCAGAGUUUGGGCAGCAAGAUUUAUCUUCUGAUCAUUCUGUCAGGAUAGCAGAGAGUAGACUGCCUCUAGAUUGAGACGAGCUGGAAAGAGCCCCCAAACCUCAAAGCCAUCUUUCUCUAAUUCUUCAGUGAUGAGGUGACUGUUGGGGGAAUGUGCUUUAGCUGCCUGUUAGGUGCUCUCUUCAUACCUGUAUAGUCACCUUUCCCUGAAACAUGGUGACUGGGGCUGCCUUCCUAGGCCUAGAUUCUGUUGGCUAAUACAUUUUGUUUAAUGUUGGCGAAAAAGAAAUCUGACUUUAAUAGCUUAUUAAGGGGACAGUUCCUAGCUUUCACUAGCUUGAUUUGAAACAUUCAGACUCUUGUAGCAGCUUUUAAAGAGGACAGAGAACUUUGCCACAGACCUGGUUAGAAAUUGAGGACAGUUCUCUCUUCAGGUUUAAGAGCUAAAGAUUCCAGAGAUCUCAGGCACAACAGCGAUAGCAUGGCCUAAAAAUCUGCCUGAAUCAUGAAUUUAGAGUCAUUUAUAUCUACGUAUCCCUUCUCUUUUCCAAGCAGGCGAUCAUGUUUUUCCAUUUCUGUUGUUUGAUUUUCUUUCUCUCUCUCUCUCUUGAGACGGGGUCUUACUAUAUACCUGGCCUGGAAUUUACGUCAUAGACCAGUCUAGCCUUGAACUCAUAGAGCUCUGCCUGCCCCUGCCUCUUGUUCUGGGUGCACCACCAUGCCCAACCUGAUUUUCUUGACAAGGCUCACAGCACUUCAGGAAGUGCUUUUGUUCCUUCAGUAGUGUGACAAUAGUGCUGUAACGUGAUGCUCUUGAGAGGAUGGCUUUCCCGCCUGUCCUACCUCACUGGUCAUGAACAGAGUGAGGCUUCUCUUCAGUCCUGAGAGUGAGACAUCAUAUCUGUCCGACCUGUCAUGCUGUUUUUUAGACAGGGCUUCACUGUGUAGCCAGGCUGGAACUCGGAGAUCUGCCUGUCUCCACAUCUAGAGUGCUAAGAUUAAAAGCAUGUACUAUCAUGCUUAGCCAUCUGUUGUACUUUGAGGUAUCAUGGCUACCAUGCCUUCUUUUCUUGGCCCCUCUUAGUCAUCUAAAAGCAUCUGAACCUAGUUCUGUUCCUAAAUGUUCAUGCAACCAGGUGUGUGUCCUCUUCCGUUUUCAGCUCUCACAUUUUAUCACUGUAAUGAAGCUGUCAAAAGGUGAGUGUAAGCCACGCAAUGGUGGCGCUCACCUUUAAUCCCAGUAUCCGGGAGGCAAGACAGGCAGAUGUCUGUGAGUUUGAGGCCAGCCUGGUCUACAAGAGCUAGUUCCAGGACAGGCUCCAAAGCCGUAGAGAAACCCUGUGUCAAACAAACAAACAAACAAAAAACAAAACAAAACAAAAAGUGAAUGUACUGGUAAAAAUAAAAAGCCACAGAUCCCCAAGUGGCGGCAGCAGGCACGAGACCACAGCAGCCCACAGCAGCGGGCCACAAAGGCAGCCAGAUCCCAGGCAAGGAGCCACAUGGUGGGUGAGAGACUGAGAUGGAUACACAUACUGUGCAGAGUGAGGUUGGAUAUUUAUUUAGUGGGUUAUGGAAGGGAAGGGAAAGAGAAGAAGGGGAAAGAGCUGAGAGAGAAAGAGGAAAGAAGCAGAGGGGAGAAUGGAGCUGCCUCUUUGGGAGAGAGAUGGGAGGAAGGGCUCAGACUGGAAACAGAAGGAAGAUUGGCCUGCCUCAAAAGUGGACAGGGGAGGGGGUGGGUGAGGCUUGUUUCUUAAAGGGGGACUGGACAGACCAUUACAGUGAGCCUCUAGAAACUUUUUACAAAGAAGAAUCUUGUGAUAAAGUUCUCCUCUGCCAAAAUUCUGUUCUUCAUUUGGCUUCUGUCCAGACAAAGCCAAAUAAGGCAAGAAAACCAAAGCAGAGAAACUCAUGUAGAAACUUGGUGGAAAUCAGCUUGUCUUGUGUUUUGCUCUUAGUGGGUCCUAAAGUAGAAGAUGGAGAAUGUAGAAACCACCUAUUUGGGACAGGAAGCUGUUUAUUCCCACACCCCUCAUUCCCCCAGAGUCCUCUAUGAUGUCUAGAAUGAGAUCUAGAGCUGUCCAGACAGAAUACUUUCUGGAUAAGGAAGGGAAUGCUUUCUCCUUGUUACUAGGCCCUGCAAUCACAGUCGGGAAUGGUGUUUACCUAGGUACUGUACUCCUGGCAAAGUUCUGCCUGAACAUGCUACUCUUCAGGAUAAUCACAUAUAUAAAACAUUGUUUUGUGACAAUAAUACCAAGGAUCCCAGGAGACAUAAAUGUGUGUGAAACCUGGUUUGCUGUCAUAACUUUCAGCCUGUAGGCAGUGAAAAUCUCCCAGGGAUAGACAAGAAAGAUGAUGGCAGUACUGUGGUCUAUUGGGAAAAAGAGCCAGAAUCUGGACCAUCCCACAGGAAAACUCGGAAAUCCUGAAAUCCCCUAAUCAGGUUCCAGCUUCAGUAAUGACUCACUAGGGACCUGACUAUGUGGUUUACACCUGAAAAAGAAGGAAUCAAGGCAUUCUCAGGGUCAGGGAAGUGUUUGCUAGAGCUGAAGAGGAGAUGCUUGCUGAGACUGCUGUGGGGGCUGGACAACAUCUAAAGUUCAUCUGAACUCAGCAGAUUUACCAAGGACACAAAAGCCAAUGGGAGGUCUGUGUACCAGAGUGCUGCCAGUGGACCCCAGUGCCUGUUCUGUUAGGCGCUGUAGCCAGCAGGGAUCUAAACUGGCCAAAAGAGAAUAGCGUUCCAAUACCAGCCAAACAUUGGAAGCAUGUGGAAUCAAUCCCAAUCCUUAAUCUGGCUCAAAGUAGGAUCUUCAGCUAUUGGUUUUUUGUUUUUAGAGACAGAGCUUCUCUGUGUAACAGUCCUGACUGUCCUGGACUUCAUUCUGCAGACCAGACUGGCCUAGAACUCACAGAGAUCUGCCUGUCUCUGCCUCCCAAGUGCUGGGAUUAAAGGUGCUCCACCACUACCCGCAACUUCAGAUACUGUAUAGUCAAUUCUUUCCAUUCACCAAUCUCCUCUCUAGUAGAACUCAUCUGUCAACAAUUCAAAUGUAGCUCAUUGGAAAAUGUAAAGUCCAACAACUUUUCAGCAACUAGAAUCUCUGUCUACCUGGUGUCUUGAGAGAAACUGUACAUUUAACUCUACAACUAAAGAGAUCUAGUGCUCAUGUGACAGCUCGUGACUGUAGGGAAGAGGAAACCCCAAAAGUGUCCCCUGGAUGAUGGCGCAGCUCUUCCUCAGAGCUCAUCCAGGAGUUGGCUCUAACAAGAUCUCUUUACUUACUAAAGGUUUUUGGUUUGUCAGCACUGGAUGAGCCUCUGCUUCAGUCACAGAUAAGAAAUAAAUGUAAGUUGGUUAAUUGUUUAGAACGUAGAAGAUGAUUGAUCCCUUCCUAUUUGGCAUUUGAUAAUGAAAACACCGUAGUCGUUAUCUCCAGGGAGAGCCAUGCUCUACAUCAUUUCUGUCAUUAAUAAACUCUACAAAAUCUUCUCUUGAGAUGGCAUCUAUAGCUAUCUCAGCCAAUCCCCAUGGCUUAUGAGACAACAAAUACUAUCUCAGUCUCAAAAAGUCUCACUGAAAGAAAAAAGUACCUAAGUUCCUUUCAUUUCAAUGGGUUGGAAAUCCCAAUUUUAUGUCAUAUUUUUUGAGAGGGACAGGUCAUCCCUUCCCUCUUCUCAUGCCUUAGCUCCUUAGAUAACAAAAACACUUGCUGCAGUUGCCUGAGUAGCAAUGAGGCAUUUUCAGAUGAAAACCUGACAUUAAGCCGGGCGGUGGUGGCGCACACCUUUAAUCCCAGCACUCGGGAGGCAGAGGCAGGCGGAUCUCUGUGAGUUUGAGACCAGCCUGGUCUACAGAGCUAGUUCCAGGACAGGCUCCAAAGCCACAGAGAAACCCUGUCUCUAAAAACCAAAAAAAAAAAAAAAAAAAAGAAAGAAAAAAAAAACCUGACAUUAAUAGAUACAUAUACAUAUCUAGUUGGAUACACACACACACACACACACACACACACACACACACACACAUUGGUUUUUUGAGACAGGGUUUCUCUAUGUAGCCUUGGCUGUCCUGGAACUUGCUCUGUAGAUGAAGCUGACCUUGAACUCAGAGAUCCUCCUGCCUCUGCCUCCCAAAUUCUUGGGAUUAAAGUCAUGCACCAUUAGAUGGAUAUUUUGGACUGCUCAGCUCACUCUGGUUCUCUGUAGCAAAGGGGCAGUCUCUUACCAUAUGGGGUGAAUACAACAGGCUGUUAUUUGGCAAGGUUCAGGUUUCUAUAAAGAAGAUAAUUAGUUCAAAAUUAGGCACUGGGGUGAUAACUCAAUAAAGUGCUUGCUAUACAAGCAUGAGUACCUGAGUCUAAUCCCUCGAACUCAUGAAAAAGCUAGAAUCAAUGCUUGAAUCCUAGCACUGGGGAGGUCUUGGCUGGCUUCUUGUCAGUCUAGCCUCAUUGGUAAGCCGCAGGUCACUGAGAGACCCUGUCUCAAAGAACAAAGUCAGUGGCUCCUGAACAAUGACUCCCAAGGUCCUCUGGUCUCCACACAAGGUCAGAAUGAUUGCGGGUGGGGUUAAGGAGUGUGUGGGACUUAAUGCUCAUCACCCUUAGUACAGUAUUAAUGACUAGGAGCAGAGCUUUUCAUGGCAGACCUAGAUUCAAGCCUCAAGUAAUAUAGUAUCUUCUGAAGACUUUGUUUCUCUAUAAGGUAUUGUAAUAUGUUUUGUGUCUCAGUAGUGUUAGAGCUUAAGAACUCACAACAUAACAUUUUACAGAACCAGCCUGAAAAAGGUGGUCACAAAGCCAGGCCGAACUAGAAGUGGCAAGUGUUAAGAACCAAGGUUUGGCCAGGUGUGAUGGCUCACACCUGUUACUCGAGCACUUGGGAAUCUGGGGCAGGAAGAUUGCUGAGAAUUCAAGGUCAGUCUAGGCUACAGAGGAAAACCCUGUUUUUAAAAAAGAGGGGAGGACAAGAAGGCCCCAGAGAGAUAACUGUGUAAGAGCACUGGGUGCUUUUUCAGAGGACUUGUAUUUGGUUCCCAGCACCCCCAUGGUGGCUAUAAUUUUAACUCCAGUUUCAAGGGAUCUCAUGCCUUCUUCUGGCUUCUGCACUCUGCAGACACCAGACAUGCAUGUGGUGUGUGUGUGUGUGUGUGUGUUUGUGUAUGUGUGUGUAUGCACAUGUAGGCCAAACACUAAUACACAUAAAAACAAACAUUAAAAAAAAAGGCUGCUCCACAGAAGUACAAGACUCCUGGCUGGCUUAGCCUUUUGCUACCAUCUUUUUUCAUAAAUUUAGUAUGAACUCUUGCUGAUUAUUUUCUGUACAUACCACCACAUAAGUUUCUAAUGCCACAACCCCAUAUGGCUCUGAUUCUCUCUCAAUUUUUCUUCUUUUUCCUCAUCCUUCUCUUUAAAACAUUUCUUUAGAUUUUAUUUUAUCUGUCAGUGUUUUGCCAACAUGUAUGUAUGUACAUUAUGUGCACGCCUUGUUCCCACAGAGGUCAGAAGAGAGUGCCACAUUUCCUAAAAUUGGAAUUAUGAAUGAUUGCAAGCCACUGUGUGGGUGCUGGAAAUUGAACCUGGGUUCUCUGCAAGUGCAACAAGUGCUCUAAACCACUGUUUUAAAACAAAGAAUUUUAGGGUGGUGGUGGCGCAAACCUUUAAUCCCAGCACCUGGAAAUGGGUAGGUGGGUCUCUGAGUUCAAGGCUAACCUGGUCAGCAGGGCUAGUUCCAGGACAGCCAAGGCUACACAAAAAAUCCCUAUCUUAAAAAAAAAUUUAAGUGUUCUUUUAAAUAUUUCUCAGUUUUUCUUUGUUUAGAUUCUAUAAUUAGGAAAUCUGGCCCAGGUCUUCCCAUGCUUAUCCUAACCCAGCAAUACAAUUCCUCUGGCCCCUGCACCAGCAUCUGUGAACCUUGGAAAUGUGCUCAGGAAUGAAGAAUAUAGCAGUUCAGUGUUGUGGGGUGGGAGGGUUCUGUUUAAUACCUAUUGAGGUUUCUUCAACUACUUCUGUUUCACAAACACUAUCAUAAUUCCAAUGCAUAGUGUCUUUGCUCAAAAUACCUGGAAGAUGCUGUUUGUCUUGUGAAAGGAGUCAUUUGUCACUUGAAAUCAAGGAAAGGAGAGGUGUUACCCUGCUCUGACCCUGCUCCUGUUUUGUGUGCUUGUUUAUUGAAGACAAAAGUCUCUCAGUGGAACCCAUUGCCUCAAACUCACAAUCUUGUCUCAGCGUCCCUGGUGAAGGGGUCACAGAGGAGUGCCACCAUGCCUGCUCUUCAGUUCCUGCUCUCUGCACUACUUCCUUUUUCUUUUUACUUUUUUGAGACAGGGUUUCAUGUAUCCCAGGACAUCUACAAACUUCGUAUGUAGCCUAGAUUUCUUUGAACCUCUGAUCCUCCUUUCUCUUCUUGGUUUUAUGGAGCUAGGGAUCAAAUCCAGAACUUUGUGCAUGUUAGGCAAGCACUCUACCAACUGAGCUACAUCCCCAGCCUCUUCUUCAUGUUAUAGAACUGACCACAGUCACAGACAUAGGAUGGAUUUGGUCAACUUGGUCAAUUAAAUGUACCCUCCAUAUCAUGCCUAAGACCACACAAGGAAGGCAGAAAAAUACAGUCUCAUCAGAACAGCCUCAGAAACAGUGAUUCUGAAGUUCUGAAGUUACAUUCCAAAUAAAGGGCUUGAUAAAACCUCA
This is a messenger RNA of Alexandromys fortis (reed vole), 9438 nucleotides long. RefSeq names its product zinc finger protein 398. The transcript is spliced from 6 exons. NCBI's taxonomy places the organism in Eukaryota, Metazoa, Chordata, Mammalia, Rodentia, Cricetidae. Bases 598 to 2526 code for a protein of 642 amino acids. Gene Ontology annotation, molecular function: DNA-binding transcription repressor activity, RNA polymerase II-specific. Gene Ontology annotation, biological process: regulation of DNA-templated transcription. The record is from RefSeq and is a predicted model, not a curated record.